Vollenhovia emeryi is the source of this 2433-nucleotide messenger RNA. RefSeq lists its product as uncharacterized. Gene Ontology annotation, molecular function: nucleic acid binding. The record is from RefSeq and is a predicted model, not a curated record. The coding region runs from base 1 to 2433 and encodes 810 amino acids. The transcript has 5 exons. NCBI's taxonomy places the organism in Eukaryota, Metazoa, Arthropoda, Insecta, Hymenoptera, Formicidae. Gene Ontology annotation, biological process: DNA integration.
AUGAAAGAAGGGAGUGAAACCACAAGGUUGCAAGUUGUUUUUGAUGCAUCAGCCAAAACAAGUACAGGACUUUCGCUCAAUGAUGUGCAACUAGUAGGGCCUACUAUCCAGCAAGAUUUAUUCAGCAUCUUGAUGCGUUUCCGUCAACAUACCUACGCAAUUUCCGCCGACAUCUCAAAGAUCUUGCUCGGCAUUCUUAGCAACUCGGGCACUACAUCAAGCAGCGCUAGAUUUACAACAACGAUAUCCCGAAGCCGUAUUCGCGACUUCUAUGUGGAUGAUCUUCUGACGGGCGAUAACGACAUCGAGCGUCUAAGCAGGAUAAAGGAGGAGAUAGUUACCAUCCUCGAAUCGGCCAAAUUUGAGCUUCACAAAUGGAAGAUUCUCGGACACCUAUGGGACACUCAACAUGAUGCAUUUUGUUACACCGUAGGACCAUUGGAACGUCAUUGUAAACCCACCAAGAGACAAGUAUUGUCAUCUAUUGCUCAGAUAUUCGACCCAUUAGGUUUAAUAGGACCCGUUAUUGUCCGGGCAAAAAUAUUUAUGCAGCAACUAUGGCAACUUCAAUUAAGCUGGGAUGAGUCGCUACCAUCUCAACUCCAUACUCAAUGGGUACAAUGGUACCACAAGAUCCCUCAUUUAAAUCAACUGGAAAUACCUCGUCAUAUUAUGUGCGAUAACCCGCAAGGCCUGGAACUCCACGGUUUUUGUGACGCCUCAGAACAAGCGUAUAGUGUCUGUAUUUACAUAAGAAGCACGGACCUCGAUUGUAGACAUCAUGUCAGGCUAUUGUGUGCAAAAUCGCGGGUGGCCCCACUCAAGGUCAUAUCGUUACCCAGACUCGAACUUUGUGGCGCUUUAUUGUUAUCCCAAUUAUAUCAGCGAGUUAUUCAUUCAUUAAGCACCAAAUUCGAUAGUUUGCAUUUCUGGUGCGAUUCCACUAUAAUUUUGUCCUGGAUCGCAGGAAGUCCCAAGCAAUGGUCAACUUUUAUCGCCAACCGCACUGCAGAGAUACAAAGGUUAACGGAGGGAGGAGAAUGGCAUCAUAUUCGUUCCGAACUUAAUCCUGCAGACGUAAUCUCCCGAGGAAUAGACCCCGACGAAAUUCAAAACUCCAUGCUUUGGUGGACUGGUCCCAAGUUCUUGCAAGAAGAGUACGAAGUGGUAUCAAAAAAUGCUCCACGUCUGCUCCGACCCGAAGAAUUACCCGAGGUGAAGCGCACCACCAUCGUUCUAUCGGUCUCGACAGAAGAAAAAUUAAACAUCAUCGACAAAUUCUCUUCAUUGAACCGACUCAAACGGGUAUUCGCCUAUUGUCUUCGCUUUUCACACAAUGCAAGAAAGGGAAGGAAGGAUCGCGAGGCUAGAAUACAAGGACCAUUGCGAGUGGAAGAACUCCAAUAUAGCAUGGAAGUCAUUCUCAGAUUAACACAAGGAGAAGCCUUUGCCGAGGAAAUCAAACUGCUCUCCCAAGGAAGAGAAAUAUCACGCAAAAGAACACAAACUCUAUUAGCAAUAAUACGUACACGGUAUUGGCCCAUAUCGGGAAAGGGCACUAUAAAGAGAAUUCUCCAUAAAUGUCUCACUUGCUAUCGUUUCAGUGCGUUACCACUCAAGCAAUUAAUGGGAAGCCUACCUGCGUCACGAAUCACACCCUUGCCUCCUUUCGCCAAAACCGGAGUUGACUACGCGGGUCCAUUUACUAUUAGAAUAAGUCGCAAUAAAACAGAUAAGGCAUACUUAUGCAUCUUUGUAUGCUUCGUGACUAAAGCCGUACAUUUAGAGAUCGUUUCUGAACUCAGCACAGUAGCCUUCUUAAAUGCGCUGAAAAGGUUUAUAGGUAGGCGCGGCAAACCAAUUAGCAUCCACUCCGACAAUGGAACGAAUUUUGUGGGAGCCAAUAACUCACUGAAGGAGAUGUACAGCCUGGUCAAAUCCAGUAAUGGUCACCUGACAAAGGUUAUUGGUUCAACUUCUUUGACUUUUGAGGAACUAACCACUGUUGUUGUCCAAGUGGAGGCAAUAUUAAACUCAAGGCCACUGACGCCCAUGUCAACAGACCCCGCUGAUUUUAACGCAUUGACUCCCGGCCAUUUUAUAAUCGGGCGUCCGCUCGUUUCCACACUAGAGCCUGAUCUUGCCGACGUCAAGGUUAAUCGUCUUAAACGAUAUCAGGUCUUAGAGCAAAUAAGGCAAAGUUUUUGGAGGCGAUGGUCAGUCGAGUAUUUGACGCAACUCCAACAGAGAGUGAAAUGGAAGGAGGUUGAAAACACGAUAAAGAAAGAUACCAUGGUUAUCUUACGAGACCCUAAUGUCCCGCCAAUGCGCUGGCGGCUUGCCAGAGUAAUUAACGUCCAUCCAGGUAGAGAUGGUCUAGUUAGGGUUGUGGAUCAAAACAAGUGCGGGUGUAUUUCAGAGAUCUUUGUCUAA